Molecule: messenger RNA, 1086 nt
Organism: Musa acuminata subsp. malaccensis (wild Malaysian banana)
Lineage: Eukaryota; Viridiplantae; Streptophyta; Magnoliopsida; Zingiberales; Musaceae
Product: bidirectional sugar transporter SWEET14
Biological process (GO): carbohydrate transport
Cellular component (GO): membrane
Molecular function (GO): sugar transmembrane transporter activity
Source: RefSeq, a predicted model, not a curated record
GAGCUGCACAACCAGCCCAGCCUCCAUUGCCACACCCAACUCUGUAGCUUCCUUGCUUGCUCUGUUCUAACCUCAGGAGCAAGAGAAGGGUUCGAAAAUGCUGGUCAUCACCAUCGAGAACCCUUUGGCUACGGCAGCUGGCCUUGCCGGAAAUAUUCUAUCUUUUCUGGUGGUUUUGGCACCCAUGCCAACAUUCUACAAGAUCUACAAGAAGAAAUCCACAGAAGAGUUUGGUUCGGUGCCAUACAUGGUGGGCUUGUUCAGUGCCAUGAUGUGGAUUUAUUAUGGUGCCCUUACAAUGGAUUUCCUGCUGCUCUCCAUCAAUGUUGGAGCUUCCCUUAUCGAGACGGCCUAUCUCAUACUGUUCCUGAUUUAUGCCCCGGCGAAGCCCAGGGCCUUCACGCUGAAGCUGGUAUCCCUAUUCAAUGUUGGCGCCUACGGUUCGGUCGUCCUCUUCACCAUGCUAUUUCUCCGGGGAGGACGACGAACCAACAUCGCAGGCUGGAUCUGUGCCUCCUUCGCCUUCAGCUGUUUUGUGGCUCCGCUAUCCAUUAUAAAGCAGGUGAUAAGAACGAAGAGCGUGGAGUACAUGCCGAUCUCACUCUCCUUCUUCCUCACCGUGUCUGCAAUUGCAUGGCUCAGCUACGGUCUCCUUCUCGGCGAUCUGCACGUAGCGCUUCCCAAUGUGGUGGGGUUCUUGUUCGGGGUAGCCCAAAUCAUCAUUUACCUCGUCUACAAGAACGCGAAGAAGGAUGAUACGAAGACCAAGCUCGGCAACCAGCCCGCGGAAGCCAUGGCUACAGCAGUGACUUCAGGCUCCGACAUCGAACUCCCUGAGAAGCUGAGCACUCCACAAGCUGAGGUGUAGAGCCGUGUUGGGGUGGGGAAGAAGGAAUCCAUCAGAUGAUCUUCUAAUAACAUCAUAUUUAGUUUCAUGGUUCCACUGACAGUGUUGCACUAUAAUAUGAUAUGAUAUGACUGCUACUAGUAUUGCAUUGAUCAUUUAGAGGAAUGGUGGGAAUAAAUUGACUCCGUCCAUGUAAUUGCUGUAAUUUGAUUUGCUCAGUAAGAAUUAUAUAUUACAUA